Messenger RNA from Cryptococcus deneoformans JEC21, 3914 nucleotides. RefSeq names its product expressed protein. Bases 139 to 3663 code for a protein of 1174 amino acids. The transcript has 6 exons. The record is from RefSeq and is a predicted model, not a curated record. NCBI's taxonomy places the organism in Eukaryota, Fungi, Basidiomycota, Tremellomycetes, Tremellales, Cryptococcaceae.
AAAUCCGUCGCCUUGGGAUUUGUUUUGAUGUUUUCGCAGUCGCUCUGUUUGCCAUUCCACUUAUUUCCCGCAGACAGCAAUUAUAUCUAUCACGCAUAGUAUUUACACCUUCCCAGGAAGCAUAGCAACGCACCGACAAUGGAGGACCCGGCGUCCUCUCCCUCCUCAAGCGCCUACCAACUCGAUUCCCCCUCCGCAAGCACUUUUCUUCGAACAGCCCAAACACUUGAGGGGCUCGCUAAACAGUUAGAAAACCUCAAGGAUGAAGUGGGCAAUGAUACAGAGGUGAUAUGCUGCUGUGGUGCAGUGAUUGAUGAAACACAGUGUGAGAUGGGCAAGGAGCGGAGAAGCAUCGAGGACAAGUUAAAGCUUAGUGGUGAAAUCGGAAGUGCUCUUCUGCAGCGCUGUGAGCUUCUGGAACGUAAAUAUCGGAAUGAAGUGGAACGGUUUCAUCAACAACUGGAGGUCAAGCGUACUGCGCUGGCAGAGAGUGUUAAAAGAGUGCAUAAUCUUGAAAAGGCGAAUAUGACUCAUAUGCAAAAGUACGCAGAGCAGUCUCGGAAAAUGGAAGUCGUCGAAAAGAGAUAUACCGAAGCCAUGCACACUCAGACACUCACUCAACAAACUCUUACCCACGUCAGGACGGAGCUCACGAAUCUGAGAAAUACCCAUGCUCGACAAACUGUGGCAUUAGCUUCAAGAGGCGGUGUAGAAGAGAAGUUGCUUGAGGCUGAAAAACGAUACGAAGAGGCUAGGGAUAUGGCGGAUGAGGAAUUGCGAAAAGGCAAAGAGGAGAAGAGAAAGAGGCUGAGGGCAGAGGCGAGAAUCGCGGAACUGGAGGAGCAGGUGAAUACUGCCCAUAAGGAAGCGGAGAAGAUAAGAGCAGACAGGGCUCAAGAUGCACAAGACCUUCUGGCGAAUGCCAAAGAGCGGCUGAAGAUGUUGCAUGAUGAAUUGUCUGAAACAUACAAUGGCAAAUCACCAUCCGAAACUCCCGAGUAUCAGCGCGUUCUUGAGGAUCUCGUCGCCAACAAUACACUUCUCAAACACGAUGCCUCGGAGCUUUCUGAUUCCCUUGCAGAAUCACGAGACGAGGUUCGCGUUCUUCGAGACGAAAUCGAGUCACUUCGAGCCUCAAUACCCUCCAGACUUGCGUCCCCUAUCGACCAUUACCCCCGUCUUGCGCAUGAGCUCAAUCCCCGGUUUUCCCACUCUCGUACCGAGUCGAGUCCUAUAAUGGGGUGGAACCAGCCACGGCUGAGUCCUUGGGAACAGCACCGAAAGUUAUCUACCGGAGUUGCAGGUCUGGGUAUGGGUCCCAUAGGUGAGACCGAAGGCAGUAUUACAUCAGACGACGUCAAGUCUGGACCUGUAUCUCCAAUUGUAGACAGUCCAAAGCAGGGUGUAAGGGCAUCUCCAGGUGCUGCUGUCGGUUACAUGUUGAACGGCGUGCCUAAGAGACCGGGGACAACAUCAAGAAGGGUUAGUGGAGACUCUAGGAUUAUGAGGAACUACGCCUCGCGCACGAUCGGCUCUAUCGAUGAGACUCUGCCUCGUCAAGAAGACCCUCCCAUCUCGCCGGGUUCUGACUACUUCCGCGCUGCCGAAAUUAGUCGUAAGCGCCGUUCACUCCGGCUCGCUCGACAGACGACUAUAUCCCCAAACGAGUUCUCCGAUUAUUCCCCCAACGCCAGCAAUACACUUGUUGACCAAUCUGUGUCGGCUGAUCUUCCUUCGCCAAUGUCAGAGACAGCAAAGCUUGACAAGAGAGCUGAGAGUCCGCAUGUGGCAAAGAAAAAACCAUUGCUGCUGUUGACAAAGUCUAUGGGAGUGCAAACAGACCAUACACCAGACGGCGAGGAAAGAGAGGAGAAGCAGCGGCAACGUCAAACAAAUGCAGUGUCGGGUUGGGCUAGCACUCCUAGAGAAACGUCCCCUACUCCUGGAAGUGAGAGCUUCCCCGGUACUCCAGGAACUCCCAACCCCGAAGAUGGACCUGCGAGCGCGUUGCUCGUUGUCGUAGAGCACAUGAGCCGGAUCUUGUCUAAACUUCGUGCUGCAGACGUACCUACCCUCAACAAACGUCUCAAGAAACAACACCUUGCCGGUGAUGUUGUGCAUCUUUCUCAGACAACAUUGCGUGCCUUACAACAAGAGAUUAAUGAAGUGCGUCACCACUUCCGAGGUGUACAUAACUUUGGAACUAUUGAUCCUAGAGAUUUCAAUCUUUUGCUAAGACUCAUGCGCGACGUGUUCAAUGACCUGGUCGAGCUUCAAGCAGUUGUCAAUGAUGUGACCAUCGCUCCUGCAGUAGCAAAGAAGUUGCAAAGAGCAGCGUACAAGGCGGAGGAAGAUGAAGCCGCCAAAGCAGGCAAUGUCGCUUCAGGCCUCGGCUGGAUCGCUGCACCUAUAACUAAGUUCUUCGUCACACCCGCUGAGAACACUGAGCAUGAUCCUAACGUCCCCAGUGGUCCGGGAGGACCCGGUGUGGGCCUUGACAAGGGCAGGUCGCCUGGUAUGCCCAGAAAGCCAGCGCCAAAACAGCAGGCAAUGGCAAGUGCUACGGCUACGCACGUGAGCGUCGAGUUUGGAGGGUCAGGAAUGGUAAGGCGUGUGGCACCGGCUCUAACUACACCCUCUGUUGCUAUAUCGUCCGUAUCCCCUGCCGAGAUACUGUCGAACCCUAGCGAAAUGGAACAAAGAACAGUGUCUGGCCCGGCCGCAAUAGGGAGGAAUGAGGAAGGGCUUGUUGCACCAACAGUGAGGACGUUAAGGAGUGUCAAAUCAAAAGCGAAUAGAAAUGAGCUGCUUGGGAUCUUUGCUGGCGCUCCGCCACGAGCGACAGCAUCUGGUGGCGAAGCAAACUGGAUGGUUGCCAAAGGUGUGGGUAGUGAAUCAAAACGGCUAAAUAAUCAGGCGUAUGACGACCACGCUAUCAAGGGAGGCCCGUCAGAACGCAAGAAGCUGUCGUCGGCCGUCGAUGCUGUCAUUGAUCAGUCAGCGGUAGAGGACGAUUAUGAUGUAGCAGUUGCAGGUAGCUACGAACCUCCUCUCCUUGAACGACAGUUACGACCACGAGGACUGUCGGAUAGCAGCAUCCGCUCAACAACCGUCAGCCUCGCCAAAGGAGCCAUUCAUGAGGCUACCAUGACAACUCCCAUACCCCGCGCCGCUGCCUAUGGGGCGACACUAUCAACAGGCUCUGUGUUUCAGACGCUCUCAAGAAGGUUUUAUAGCUUUCGCGCCCCGGAACUUGCCAGUGCCAACCCCGCCGAAGAGGGCAAUUCCGAUGUGAUAUCUACUCCUCCUAAACCUGCCACCAACACCAGCAACACUCCUUCUCCACCCCGCGCCAUCCUCCGCUCGCCAAGAGGUAACUCUCGCAACUCUUCAGUUUCCACAACCUCUUCUCUCACUCGCGACAGGCCUAAUUCUAGUACACCAACAUCUCGCAAGACAAUUACAUCGACUCCACUUGUAACUGCUAGUUCUUCCCAAACUCGAUUCUUUGGGUAUUUUGCCAGUUCGCUGGCAGCGGCUGGAGCUGAUGGGAUGAACGAAGGAAUGGAAGGGGAAGGAGAGCUUGUGGGAGGAAAUUUGAGGCAAGGGGAGAUGCUUGGGCAUGCCAGAGUUGACAGUGGGAAACAGAAAAGAGUUGUGUGAGGAACAGUGUAAAUAUGUCUCGGACUUUAUCACGAACGAUUUUUUGUUUAACGACUUAUUUACGCUCAUUCUGUUAUUGCAUAAUCAGAAGAUACCCAUUUGGUUGUUAUUUUAGCAUCACCUAUAGUCAGCACUUUUGAGUAACCGGUGGGCCGUUCUUUGCUGCUUCGCGGCUACAGCGUUCGCUAUUUGUUUUACCAUGCAAUUUUAUUCAUCGUAGGUACGUAUAUAACACAUAUUCUUCGUUUUUU